This is a messenger RNA of Clunio marinus, 270 nucleotides long. The record is from the annotation of a GenBank genome assembly. NCBI's taxonomy places the organism in Eukaryota, Metazoa, Arthropoda, Insecta, Diptera, Chironomidae.
AUGGUAUCGCAACAAUCGAAAGAUUUUUUGCCUAUAAAAGCAGCAUCAUGUCAAAAAUAUGUUCAUUGUGCAUCAGAUAUUCAACAGGAAAAGUCGAAAGAAAAAGUGAAAAAGAGUGUAAAAACAAAAAAUCUAAACCUUCAGUUUUCAUUGACAAUUGUGAUUUCAGUUCAAUGCAGUGAUUUGAAUUUCCAAGCAAGUAUAACUCGAACUAAAUUCGGAUGUCUUGAAGUUGAUAAGCCAGUGCAAUAUGCUGGAUUUGAAUGCUAA